AUGAAAAAUGAACUAACGAAGAAAGCAAGCGGAAGAAUUUUAGAAAUCCUGGAAGAUAUGUGGAAAUCCGAUUGCGAGAAAAGGGAAAAACGAGCACAUGAUAAGUGGAGGAUGAAGGAAAUAUGGCAAUUAGAUUACGUAAGAAAAUAUGGUAACAACAUAGUCAAAGAAAAGAGUCAAAAGAAACCUAAAACAAAUGGAAAAUUGUCAAACAAAUCGACAAAAAGCGAAGCCAGUUUUGCUGACGUUGUCCGUCAAAAUUUUCACCAAAAAAACAAUAACAGGCCAACAAAAAUUAGACAACAGAAGCAUAUAUUACAACAUCAAGAGCAAAAAAGGCGGCGGCAAACCGAACAGCGGACAGAGAUUCCAGCAUCAUCAACAAAUGAAAAACGCGUGGAACCAAAAGUAAUCAAUUUGUCUAGUAAACAACUAAAUGAAUGGGAAAUAAAACUUUUGUCAAAGGGAUUAAAAUAUACACCGACUCCUAAUAGCAAUAAGCAAGAGUUAAAAAAAGAUAUUAAAGAAUACACACGUAGAUUACGACUAGCAGAAUACUUUAACACCACAGAGAGUGAUGAAUCGGAUUCAAAUGAACCGGAGGAUUUAGUUAGAAAUAAAUCUAAUUUCAAUCCCAAAAAAGGACGAAAUGGUAUGUUAGAUACUGUUUGUGAAACUCUUCAAAGUCUAACACUUGAUACAACACAUAAUAAAUCAGUAAGAAAUAACUUGUCCAAAAACGAGGAGAAAGCUUUACGAUCCUUAGCAAGCGAUAAAACUAUCAUCAUUAAAGAAGCUGAUAAAGGAGUAGCUGUGGUUAUUAUGAACGCCGCUUACUAUGAAAGAAAGAUAACACAUAUGCUUUCCAAUACAGAAUUCUACACAGAAGUUGCUGAAAACCAGGAUAAAAAAGCUAUGCAAAAAAUUAAGAAAUUGUUACAUAAACACUCCUCAGUAUUAUCAGAAAAGGAGGAAGAUUUUGUCGAUUUUGAUUCACAACUUGUAACCUUAGAUGUAGUAAAUCUGUACACCAAUAUAACCAGUACCUUAGGAAUCAAGGCUUUAAAUUUUUGGAUUGAAAAUUACAGAAAUAAAAUUGACAAACGGUUUACAAAAGAAUUUUUACUGGAAGCCACCGAAUUAGUUUUAAAGAACAAUGUGUUUACUUUCAAUGACAAAUAUUUUCAUCAAGUGAAAGGUACAGCCAUGGGUACCAAAAUGGCCCCUACAUAUGCAACACUUACCCUUGGAUACCUAGAAGAAGCACUAUAUGAAAAAGCUAAUGAACAGUUUGAUGCAGAAUUUUGCGAAUAUCUUAAGAGAAACUGGAAAAGAUAUCUGGAUGAUUGUUUUAUUAUAUGGAAAAAAGAUGAUUCAGAUUUGAACAUUUUAAAUGAUAUCUUAAAUGAAUUAGACCCAGAUAUUAAAUUUACAAUGGAAAAAAGUUCUACUCAAUUACCAUUUUUAGAUGUAUUAAUCUGUAAGGAAAACAACAAAAUUGCAACAGAUAUAUUUUAUAAGAGUACUGACACUCAUCAAUAUUUGCAUUUUGGAUUUUCCCAUCCGCGACACAUUAAAAGAGCAAUACCUUACAACCUAGCCCGACGAAUAUGCACAAUAGUAAGUGAGGAGGAAACCAGAAAUCAACGUCUGGAUGAAUUGAAAAUAUUUCUCACAGACCAACAUUAUCCUUUAAGCUUAAUCAACGACGGCAUCAGAAAAGCAAAGGAAUUAGACAGAGAAGAAUUAAUUAAUCCAACUCCUAAUGAUGAGGAAAAUAUUAAAAUAUUACCACUAGUCACAACUUACAAUCCUAAAAACCCAAAUAUUACACCUAUCGUUCAAAAUCUGAACGAAAUUCUCAAAACGGAUGAAGAAAUGUCAAAUGUUCUUUCAAAAUUCAAGUUUAUAAACAGCAAAAGGCAGCCCAAAAACCUCAGAAGAAUACUCUGUCCUUCCAAAAUAACGAAAUCUACAAAAUCCGUGACAAAAUGUAAAGAUCCGCGAUGUGGCACAUGUUCUGUUUUAAGAGAAGGAACAUCAUUUAAUUUCAGAGGAAAAGAUUUCUUUAUUAAUUCAGACAUGACAU
Messenger RNA from Saccostrea cuccullata (small rock oyster), 2089 nucleotides. RefSeq lists its product as uncharacterized. NCBI's taxonomy places the organism in Eukaryota, Metazoa, Mollusca, Bivalvia, Ostreida, Ostreidae. The transcript is spliced from 3 exons. The annotation marks the transcript as partial. The record is from RefSeq and is a predicted model, not a curated record.